This is a messenger RNA of Epinephelus moara (kelp grouper), 2383 nucleotides long. RefSeq names its product interleukin-1 receptor accessory protein-like. The transcript is spliced from 5 exons. The record is from RefSeq and is a predicted model, not a curated record. Lineage: Eukaryota; Metazoa; Chordata; Actinopteri; Perciformes; Serranidae. The coding region runs from base 1403 to 1858 and encodes 151 amino acids.
UGUGACGGGAGGCUUCGUCAUAGUGUGAAAAAGUGUUAAGCGCACUAAAACAGAGGAUUCCUCUUACAGUAGUUGUUAAGAUGGAACUGGGUGUUACAGGAUUUUAAAAUGUCCUUGCUGUCACCAUGGAUACUCAUCCAUACCAACGGGGCAAAAACAGUCAUGUUUACUUUGAACUUUACCCCUUGUACGAUAUCUUUCAUCACAAAGUCUGUAUGAUUUAAAGAGGAGGAAUGUCACUGUCUACCAAACAAAGUCUCUAAAUGCAUUUAGCCAUACUGAUAGGUUUGUUUCGGCUGUGCCAGAUGUUAUCUUUGAAACUACUUUUUACCUACGAAAUAGUCGCCAUGAAACUAUUGACAGUGUUCUGAGGAUUAUUCUGAGUUUCUAAAGUGACACAUUGCUGGAUUCUAUGCACUACUAUUAAAAUUUAACUCCACUGUAUUGAAUUAGCAAAAGAAAUCUCAGAGGUGCAUAUCACAAAGCUUGGCCAAAUGAAACCCAAACUAUUGGUAUGGCUAAUAAAUAAGAGAGAAAAGGUUUUGGUCAUAUUUGGUGCUGUUGGGACAAGUUUGCAUCAAGGGCUUUCUGUCAGAAAGGGUUUUCUUGGUCAGGGUUAAGGGAAACAAAUGUGGUUUGGGGUUAAAAUGAACUGAUCUCUGACAGAAAGCCUUCUAAGUAAACUUCUCCUCUGUGCAUAUUUGGUUAACUGUUCUGAAAUUGGAGUGGCCCAGGAAGCACAAACCAAAGCUACGAUUUGAGUUAGUAACUUGAAUAAAACCGUUAAUUCAAACUGAAUUUGAUCAGAAGAGGAGAGAAUGAUGAUUCAGUCAAUGUGAGUGCUGAUGUCUUAUUUUAUGUGAUCUGUUCAAUCCAAGGACCCUUUACAUGUGUAUUUUCUAGUCAUACAUUGCUGGAAGAUGGUUGGUUUUUGGAGGUACUGGUCACAGUAAAUGGCUCAUAAUGUCAGCUAUCUUUUACUUGGACCUCUCUCUCUCUCCAAACCCACACAGUGAAGGGACCGUGUACAACAAGGCUAACAUGAUCAUUCUGUUUUUUUGUCAAUGUUUUGAUCAAGAUCAGUUAAUAAAUGUCACAUGGUUUAGAUUGUGUGCAGAUGUAUUUAUCCACGCAUCCUUGAGGUUUAUUUUGCCAACAUUUAAAAAAUUGACCACUGGGUGACAUAUAUUGGGACGAUUGGUAUCACGAGAUAGAGAGUGGUAAAUUAGUCAGCAGUUUUGGUUUAUGUAACCAGUGUGUGUGUUGACCAGUUAGUGAGGAAAUCCCCACGUACGGCAUGUCCAAGUAUGAAGUGGGCGUAGGGAAGUGAAUUACGGUUGUGUAUAUAUAGUAAUCCCAAACAGGCAGUCAACAGCAAAGAGGUCUCACUGGAGGAAUCAAAAUGAGCCUGUCGUCCGUGAUCAAAGCUUUCGGAUCUCUGUGUCUGCUGGUUGUGGAUGGAUUUCCAGUUUCUGAAGGUGAAUCUCCAAAGAUCAUUGGGCCAGAACACGUCAAAAUAAGAGCUCAGCCAGGUGAUCAGCUGUUUCUUCACUGUGAAGCGACUGCAAACUGUGAAGAUGUGACACUCAUCUAUUGGCUCGUCAAUGACUCCUUCCCUGAAGACACCCCCAGCAAUAGCAGAAUAGUAGAAUCAGAGGAAUCAUCUCUAGACGAUGGUGCGAUCCUACAGAGGAGUUUGCUGUUGAAGAAAGUCACGCCAGAAGACCUCAAAUCCACCUUCACCUGUGUCGUGACAAACGCUACUGGAAUGACUCGGAAGAAUGUAACGUUAACAGCAGCAGUUACUAACGACUGUCAUGGAGGAAAAAAGAGAAAACAUGGCAGGUUAACGCUCUGAGACGUGUUUGACUUGCAAACAACUUUCACAAGAGCCAACUGUAUCUGUGAAUGUACUAUUCUGUGCCAUACUGUUGGUUUGAGAAAACUCUGCAGCAGAAAUGUACAAAACUUGGGGUGCAUUUGGUUCCACAAUAGUGGAUCUCUUUCCUAUGAUGGGUUCCAAUCAGUGAGACAAGCUGUGUUAAAAUGUAAGAAGCCACUCCUUUUGAUCCUUUGGGAGGGAAAACUAGAGUGAGAGCAAACAUUAACUGGAGUACAUUACUGUCCUCUCCUGGUAAAGAUUUCAUGCAUUUUGAGAACCACCAUGUUUAUACAAGAAACACAACGUCCAGAGGCAACACUUGUGGAACUGCAUGCACCCUAAAUUACUGCCCUUUAGAUGCCUCUACUACACAAAGCUAAUAUUUACUGACUGCAGAAUAUAUAUAGAAUAUUGUAACAGUUAAUUGCUGAGCUAUUUGCUGUGAUUGUGCAUCAUUUCAGUGUCCGUGUUCGUUGGCAAUAAAUACACAUGGUUUGCUAA